AUGCCAACUCGCCACAGCAAGAACGCCACCAGUGCGGCCUUCUACUCUUACCAUGAGAGGCAAAAAAUAAAAGAUGUGGGAACCCAGCGCGAGCGUUUGGACACGAACGCCCUGCGUCGCUUCGAGGCGUGUUGGUUGUGCAAUCGGACGGCGCUGUCGCCUGUCUGUACACCCCAGGGCUUGGUCUACUGCAAGCAGUGUUUGUUUCUGAACUUCGAGGAUCAGAAGAAGAAAAUGUCGAGAGAGCUUAAGGAGUGGGAGGCACAGGAAAACGCAAAGAAAGAGGCCGAAGCGGCGAAGAAGUUAGAGGAAGAGAGCGCAGAGAAAAACAAAUUCCUUGAGGAAGAAAGCAAAAUCGCGUCCUACUACGCAAACCAGCGGAAACCGACGGUUGCUGAGCUCCAGGCAGCCCCAAAGAAAAAUCAGCAUCUUCUCAUCGGCGCAGGCGGCAAGGCCACAGCGCGCGCCAAGAGCUUUUGGGUUGUGGAAAACACCCCGUCGGCUCCUGCUGGCGAGGUGAAACCUCCUAAGCGCUCACUCGAGUGCCCGAUCACGAGGAAGCCGCUGAAGCUGAAGCAGCUCGUGUACUUGAAACCCGAGUUGCUCGAUGAAAAAGAUACAGAGUUCAACAGAUGGUCAUGUAAGAUCUCGAAACGAGCAAUCACAAACCAGAAGGCGGCUGCCGUCAUUCCCACGGGAGAUGUCAUCCUCAUGGAAUGCAUCGAAAAGUACGUCCUGAACAAAAAGGGAGGCUUCUACGGUGACAAAAUCAUCACGAAACAGGACAUCAUUCCGCUCGUCCCCGGUGGAACAGGUUACAGCUCCCACAACAAUGUGGAGGGCAUUGUGCGAAGAGCGUGCAUCCAGUAG
Neospora caninum is the source of this 870-nucleotide messenger RNA. RefSeq lists its product as hypothetical. Bases 1 to 870 code for a protein of 289 amino acids. The transcript is spliced from 9 exons. NCBI's taxonomy places the organism in Eukaryota, Apicomplexa, Conoidasida, Eucoccidiorida, Sarcocystidae. Gene Ontology annotation, cellular component: nucleus. The record is from RefSeq and is a predicted model, not a curated record. Gene Ontology annotation, molecular function: ubiquitin protein ligase activity.